Messenger RNA from Saimiri boliviensis boliviensis (Bolivian squirrel monkey), 2103 nucleotides. The record is from RefSeq and is a predicted model, not a curated record. NCBI's taxonomy places the organism in Eukaryota, Metazoa, Chordata, Mammalia, Primates, Cebidae.
UUUAAUCUUCAUUUCCUUUGUGAUUAAUGAAGUUGGGAAUCUUUUCAUGUGUUUAUUGCCCAUUUGGUUAUCUUCUUUUGUGAAGUGCCUAUCUUUAGCCAUUUCAGUUGGAUGAUCUGUCUUGUCUUAGCUCUGCAUGUAAUUUGGAAGGUUCGGUUUUGCUCUCAUGGCUAAAUACCAUUUGACCACUUUCAUCUUUACUUCUUGCAGGCAGUGAAGUAUUGUGGCAUUUUCCUGGAUUUUUCUUUCCUUGAAAAAUUAAAUUCAGUACAGUAAUCUUUUCUUUUGCUGAAGCAUUUCUGUCCCUGAAUAUUGUGUAGAAUCCUUACAUGUUAGUCAGUACACUGUAGGUUUAUGUGAGUUUCUGUAUUUAUCUAUUUGCUCCCUGUACUAUAGGUUAAACUCUGUUUCGUGGACUCUUUGCAAAGCAAAAACCUGAUGUAACAUAGUUGGCUUAAAAAAUGGGUGUAGUUUUGUUUCAGCGAUGUGGAUGGAGAAGCAUAUAAGAGUUUAUUCCUGAUGACCUGAUUAUGGAGAGGUGACAGCUAUAUGUACUUUACAGAAGAGAUGGUGUUGGUUUUGUUUAUUUAUACACAGCCUUGCCUAGAAAGGGUAAGAUAUGAUUUUUAGGGACACGUGAAAAAUAAGAUCGUAUAAAUCAGAAGUAGGGGGGACUGACUAUAGUAAUUCUCUUCAUUUAAAAUUUUCAGAUAUAUAAUGAAAAGGAAUUAUUACAAGGUAAAUUGGACCUUCUUAGUGAUACCAACAUGGUAGACUUUGCUAUGGAUGUUUACAAAAACCUUUAUUCUGAUGAUAUUCCUCAUGCUUUGAGAGAGAAAAGAACCACAGUUGUUGCACAACUGAAACAGCUUCAGGCAGAAACAGAACCAAUUGUGAAGAUGUUUGAAGAUCCAGAAACUACAAGGCAAAUGCAGUCAACCAGGGAUGGUAGGAUGCUCUUUGACUACUUGGCGGACAAACAUGGUUUUAGGCAGGAAUAUUUAGAUACGCUCUACAGAUAUGCAAAAUUCCAAUAUGAGUGUGGCAAUUACUCAGGAGCAGCAGAAUAUCUCUAUUUUUUUAGAGUCUUGGUUCCAGCAACAGAUAGAAAUGCAUUAAGUUCACUCUGGGGAAAGCUGGCCUCUGAAAUCUUAAUGCAAAAUUGGGAUGCCGCCAUGGAAGAUCUUACACGGUUAAAAGAGACCAUAGAUAAUAAUUCUGUGAGUUCUCCGCUCCAGUCUCUUCAGCAGAGAACAUGGCUUAUUCACUGGUCCCUGUUUGUUUUCUUCAAUCACCCCAAAGGUCGCGAUAAUAUUAUUGAUCUCUUCCUUUACCAGCCACAGUAUCUUAAUGCAAUUCAGACAAUGUGUCCACACAUUCUUCGCUAUUUGACUACAGCAGUCAUAACAAACAAGGAUGUUCGAAAACGCCGGCAGGUGCUAAAAGAUCUAGUUAAAGUUAUUCAACAGGAGUCUUACACAUAUAAAGACCCAAUUACAGAAUUUGUUGAAUGCUUAUAUGUUAACUUUGACUUUGAUGGGGCUCAGAAAAAGCUGAGGGAAUGUGAAUCAGUGCUUGUGAAUGACUUCUUCUUGGUGGCUUGUCUUGAAGAUUUCAUUGAAAAUGCCCGUCUCUUCAUAUUUGAGACUUUCUGUCGCAUCCACCAGUGUAUCAGCAUUAACAUGUUGGCGGAUAAACUGAACAUGACUCCAGAAGAAGCUGAAAGGUGGAUUGUAAAUUUGAUUAGAAAUGCAAGACUGGAUGCCAAGAUUGAUUCUAAAUUGGGUCAUGUAGUUAUGGGUAACAAUGCAGUCUCACCUUAUCAGCAAGUGAUUGAAAAGACCAAAAGCCUUUCUUUUAGAAGCCAGAUGUUGGCCAUGAAUAUUGAGAAGAAACUUAAUCAGAAUAGCAGGUCAGAGGCUCCUAACUGGGCAACUCAAGAUUCUGGAUUCUACUGAAGAACCAUUAAGAAACAAUGAAAAAACUGUAAAGGAAAGAUGAUAUAAUAAAAUUAUUAUGUAAAGGGUGACCUACAUUUUGGAAACAACAUAUUGAGUAUAAAUUUUGAAGAAUUGGAAUAAAAUUGACAUAUGAUUCAUUUUA